AUGGCGUCAGUCGGCAGAGAAACGAAGCAACUCUUCCUCCUGCGACUCCUCAUCGCUUCUAUCCCAGCAUGCACUGGGUUUCCCGGAGGAGUGUUUGUGAGCAGACCUGAGGCCAGCGUUUUCCUGCGUCGCAGUCGUCGGGCAAACUACUUGUUGGAGGAGCUGAAGAGAGGCAAUCUGGAGCGCGAGUGUCUGGAGGAGAAAUGCACCUACGAGGAGGCCAAGGAGAUCUUCGCCCUGCCACAGCAGCUGGAAGCCUUCUGGAGGAUGUACACAGCGGUGGAUCACUGCCUGUCAUCUCCCUGUAAGAACGGAGCGACCUGUACUCGCCAGAUCGACACCUACGUCUGCAAGUGUUCACCUGGUUUCCAUGGAACCAACUGUGACAAAGCUCGUUUGACCUCCAACGGUUGUCGCUACCGAAACGGAGGAUGUGAGCAUUUCUGCAGGGAGCUUCCCGAUCGUUCUCAUGUGUGCUUCUGCGCUCCAGGAUAUAGUCUGGACCGGGACAACAGCACCUGCCUGCCUGAAGAUCGUGUGGCCUGUGGAAGACCUCUGAUGCACUUUGCCCCGAGGGUUAUUAAUGGAGAGAUCUGCCCCAAAGGACACUGUCCAUGGCAGGCUCUGCUGACUGAAAAUCAUAAUUAUUCCUGCGGAGCGAUCGUCCUAUCAGAUCAGUGGAUUUUGACUGCAGCUCACUGCGUUGGGAAAAAUCCCAACGGCAUCUUCCACGUCACUGUGGGUGAACAUGACCUUCACGUGGAGGAGAGGACUGAGCAGAAGCGGCGGGUGGUCAAAGUGAUGAUCCACCGCGCCUACAACAAGUCCAACUCUGACACCGAUCUGGCCAUGCUGAAGCUCCACCGCCCCAUCAAACUGGGACUCUACGUGGUUCCCAUUUGCCUUCCCGCACAGAACAGCACCUUCAGCCGAACGCUGGCGACCAUCCGACACUCCACAGUGUCCGGCUGGGGCCGCCUGUCGCAAUUCGGUCCCCCAGCAAGGUUUCUCCAACGGCUGGUUCUGCCAAGGGUCCCUCUGCAGGAGUGCCGCCUCCACACCAAGCUCAACAUCACCAGGAACAUGCUCUGUGCCGGGCUGAGGACCGGAGGCCAGGACGCCUGCAAAGGUGACAGCGGCGGCCCUCUGGUGACACGCUACAAGAAAACCUGGUUCCUGACGGGUGUGGUGAGCUGGGGGAAAGGGUGCGCCAAUGAAAACAUGUACGGCGUCUACACCAAGGUCAGCAACUUCCUGGACUGGAUCGAGGAUAUCAUGGCCACUGUCUGA
Molecule: messenger RNA, 1290 nt
Organism: Chelmon rostratus (copperband butterflyfish)
Lineage: Eukaryota; Metazoa; Chordata; Actinopteri; Chaetodontiformes; Chaetodontidae
Product: coagulation factor VII-like
Exons: 8
Coding region: 1-1290 (429 amino acids)
Biological process (GO): proteolysis; blood coagulation
Cellular component (GO): extracellular region
Molecular function (GO): serine-type endopeptidase activity; calcium ion binding
Source: RefSeq, a predicted model, not a curated record